Messenger RNA from Conger conger (European conger), 5558 nucleotides. RefSeq names its product IQ motif containing GTPase activating protein 1 (gene iqgap1). Gene Ontology annotation, biological process: regulation of GTPase activity; regulation of actin cytoskeleton organization. The record is from RefSeq and is a predicted model, not a curated record. Bases 212 to 5179 code for a protein of 1655 amino acids. Gene Ontology annotation, cellular component: cytoplasm; nucleus. The transcript is spliced from 37 exons. NCBI's taxonomy places the organism in Eukaryota, Metazoa, Chordata, Actinopteri, Anguilliformes, Congridae. Gene Ontology annotation, molecular function: actin filament binding; calmodulin binding; GTPase activator activity.
ACACACCCAGUGACAUCAGUAGGCUAAGGUUGGAGGAGAAAAAAAAUCUUACCCGGACGCUGAAGUGUAGCUCAACAAGGGGGCCUGGGGUGCCUUCCAUAAUCGCAGUUUUUCCACUUUAAACACAUAAGUGAGAAUAAUCUGUACUCGCCUAACUGUAACUUCAACAAGUUAGUCUGAUAGUGGGGAUCUAAUAGGGUCUUCAGAAAAAAUGUCAACUUCAGAAGAGGCAGACGGGAUCCGGCCGCGAUAUGGGUCUGUCCUGGAUGGAGUGGAGCGCCUCACAGCAGAGGAGAUGGACGAGCGGAGGCAGCAGAACAUGGCGUAUGAGUACCUGUGCCACCUGGAGGAGGCCAAACGGUGGAUGGAGGCUUGUCUCAACGAGGAGCUGCCUCCCACCACGGAGCUGGAGGAGGGGCUUCGGAACGGAGUCUACCUGGCCAAGCUGGGCAACUUCUUCGCCCCGCGCGUCGUCUCCCUCAAGAAGAUCUACGACCGUGAGCAAACACGCUACAAGGCCACUGGGCUCCAUUUCAGACACACGGACAAUGUCAUUCAGUGGCUGAACGCUAUGACCGAGAAGGGGCUACCCAAGAUCUUCUACCCGGAGACUACAGACAUCUACGACAGGAAGAACAUGCCACGCUGUAUCUACUGCAUCCAUGCUCUCAGCCUGUACCUGUUCAAGCUCGGGCUGGCCCCUCAGAUCCAGGACCUGUACGGCAAGGUGGAUUUCACAGAGGAGGAGAUCAAUAACAUGAAGAGUGAGCUGGAGAAGUAUGGCAUUCAGAUGCCCGCCUUCAGCAAGAUCGGCGGGAUCCUGGCCAAUGAGCUGUCCGUGGAUGAGGCUGCCUUGCAUGCUGCAGUGAUCGCCAUCAACGAUGCCAUCGACCAUGGAGUCCCGGAGGGCACCUUGGCAGCCAUGCACAACCCCAACGCCAUGCUGGUGAACCUGGACAACGCCUCGGCCCAGUUCUACCAGGACACCCUGUACCAGGCCAAGGGCGAGAAGGUGGCCAACUCCAGGAAACGGAUUGGGGAGAAUUCAGAAGCUGAGCGGGAUGUUUACGAAGAACUGCUGACCCAGGCGGAGAUCCAGGGCAACAUCAACAAGGUCAACUUAUCCAACAGCCUGAAUUCAGCGGAGCAAGCCCUGCUCAGCGGUGACGAGGACAGGCUGUACGACGCACUCCGGGCCCAGGCUUUGGGCCUUCGAUCGCUGCAGGCCCAGAACAAGGGCUGGUACCUCAAACAGUUGAUGGCCGACCGGGAGAACAAGGAACAGAACGCCCCUGGUGAGGCCCUGACAAAGGACGAACUGCAAAAUGGAGUGAAUCUUUCCAAUGAGGAUGCGGCUACCUACCAGAAAAUGCUGCAGGCCGUGGAGCGGAUAAACGCCGCCGUCAGGGCCGGGGUGGCGGAGAAGACUGUGGAGGAGCUGAUGAACCCAGACGCACAGCUGCCCCAGGUCUACCCCAGCGCUGCCGAUCUGUACCAGCAGGAGCUGUACAGCCUGCAGCAGCAGAGCACAGAGGGCUCUCUGACACACCCAGAGCUGCUGGUUGCCGUGGAGAUGCUGUCGUCGGUGGUGCUGAUCAACGGCGCGCUGGACGUGGGGGACCGGGCGGCGGUGUGGAGACAGCUAGCCAGCCCCGUCACAGGCCUGAGCAAUGUGGAGGAUGAGUACGGCCAGAGGUAUAUGGACGAGCUGAUGCGUCUGAAGGCCGCUGCUCGAGAGCAGGGCAGCGAGUAUCUGACCUGGAACGACAUCCAGGCGUGCGUGGACCAGGUCAACAACGCCGUGCAGGAGGAACACGAGAGGAUCGAGGCCAUUGGGCAGAUCAACGAGGCCCUGGACCAGGGCGAUGUGCAGAAGACCCUGGAGGCCCUGCAGCACCCGGCCGCCAAGCUGACGGACGUGGACCCCACCGUGGCACAGCACUACUACGACAAGCUGCUGGAGGCGCGGCGCGAGAAAGCACACGAGACCCAGGACCCCUCUGCUGUGCUGUGGCUGGAUGAGAUCCAGGACACUGUGCUGAUGUCCAACAAGGACACCCAGGAUGCCCUGCAGUUCUCUCAGGCUAUCCUGGCCAUCAACGAGGCGGUGGACACUGGCGAUUCAGCUCAGACCCUGGCAGCAAUGCGCAACCCCAGCGCCGGGCUGUACGGGGUCACCCCUGAGUGCGCCCCCACCUACCAGGACGACCUGGCCAAGAUCAAGGCCACCAAGAAGGAGGAGGGGGAUAACGGCAGUGAGUGGGUGAAGCACUGGGUGAAGGGAGGACACAACUACUACUUCAACGUGAACACGGGACAGGGCACCUGGGACGAGCCCGAGAACUUUGUCUCCAACAGCACCCAGCUCAACAAGGAGGACAUCCAGUCUGUGGUGUCUGGAGUUACCAAUGCCUAUAACAGGGAGCAGCUGUGGCUGGCCAAUGAGAGCUUGAUUACAAAGCUGCAGGCUCGUUGCCGGGGUUACCUGGUGAGGAAAAACCAAAAGAAGCGCAUGAACUUCCUGAAGGAGCAGGAGCCUGCCGUUACCUCUAUUCAGGCCCACUGGAGAGGCUACAAGCAGAGAAAGGACUUCAACAACAGGAAGCAGUACCUGAAUGAUCACAGUGAGGACGCCGUCAAGAUUCAAGCAAUGGUGAGGAUGCAUCAGGCCCGCAAAAAGUACAAAGACCGCCUCAAGUACUUCAAAGACCAUAUAAAUGACAUUGUGAAAAUCCAGGCCUUCAUCCGAGCAAACAAGGCCAGGGACGACUACAAGACUCUCAUUAACGCGGAUGACCCCCCGAUGGCAGUGGUGCGGAAGUUUGUCCACCUGCUGGAUCACAGCGACCAGGACUUCCAGGAGGAGCUGGACCUGAUGAAGCUCCGCGAGGAGGUGAUCACCAACAUCCGCUCCAACCAACAGCUGGAGAACGACCUCAACCUCAUGGACAUCAAGAUCGGGCUCCUGGUCAAGAACAAGAUCACGCUGCAGGAGGUGGUCUCCCACAGCAAGAAGCUGACCAAGAAGAACAAGGGCCAGCUCUCCAACCUGAUGAUGAUGAACAAGCACAAAGGAGGGCUAAAGGCCCUGAGCAAGGAGAAGAGGGACAAGCUGGAGGCCUACCAGCACCUCUUCUACCUGUUGCAGACUAAUCCAACCUACUUGGCCAAGCUGAUCUUUCAGAUGCCUCAGAACAAGUCCACCAAGUUCAUGGACUCUGUAAUUUUCACUCUGUACAACUAUGCCUCCAACCAGCGUGAGGAGUACCUGCUGCUCAAGCUCUUCAAGACCGCUCUGCAGGAGGAAAUCAAGUCUAAAGUGGAUCAGAUCCAGGAGAUCGUCACUGGAAACCCCACUGUCAUCAAAAUGGUGGUGAGCUUCAACAGGGGGGCACGUGGCCAGAACGCCCUGAGACAGAUCUUGGCCCCAGUGGUCAAGGAAAUCAUGGACGACAAGACACUGAGCAUUAAGACUGACCCAGUGGACAUCUAUAAAAGCUGGGUGAACCAGAUGGAGUCCCAGACUGGUGAGGCCAGUAAGCUGCCUUACGACGUCACUCCAGAGCAGGCUAUGAGUCAUGAGGAGGUCCGGGAUCGGUUGGAGGCGUCCAUCAAGCACAUGAGGGGCGUCACCGACAAGUUCAUGUCCGCCAUCAUCGUGUCUGUGGACAAAAUCCCGUAUGGGAUGCGCUUCAUUGCCAAGGUCCUAAAGGACACCCUGCAUGAGAAGUUCCCCGAUGCCACCGAGGACGAGCUCCUAAAGAUUGUGGGGAACCUGCUCUAUUACCGCUACAUGAACCCGGCCAUUGUGGCACCCGAUGCCUUCGACAUCAUCGAUAUGUCGGCAGGGGGUCAGCUGACGACAGACCAGCGGCGAAAUCUGGGCUCCAUCGCCAAAAUGCUGCAGCACGCAGCCUCCAACAAGAUGUUCCUGGGGGACAAUGCCCACCUGAACCCCAUUAAUGAGUACCUCAGCAGCUCCUACCAGAAGUUCAGGCGCUUCCUGUUGGCAGCCUGUGACGUCCCCUCCCUGGAGGAGAAGUUUAAUGUGGACCAGUAUUCUGACCUGGUGACGGUCUCCAAACCUAUCAUCUAUAUCUCCAUCGGGGAGAUCAUCAACACUCACACGCUCCUGCUGGACCACCAGGAUGCCAUCGCCCCUGAGCACAACGACCCCAUCCAUGAGCUGCUAGAGGACCUGGGAGAGGUGCCUGUCCUCGAGUCUCUCAUUGGUGAAGACCCACUGCCAGCUGGGGACCCCAACAAGGAGAUGAUGGGCAAAACAGAGGUGUCCCUCACCCUCACCAACAAGUUUGAUGUUCCUGGUGAAGCCAAUUUAGAGGUGGAUGCCAAGACUCUCCUGUUGAACACCAAGCGGCUCAUCGUCGACGUCAUCCGGUUCCAGCCGGGAGACACGCUCACCGAGAUCCUGGAAGCGGCGGCCUCGCCGGAACAGGAAGCGGAGUACCAGCGCGCCAUGCAGAGGCGAGCCAUCCGCGACGCCAAGACUCCGGAGAAGAUGAAGCAGGCCAAGCCGGCGGUGGACGACAGCCUGACCCUCCAGGGGAAGAAGGACAAGAUCAAGAGCAGCCUGCAGCGCCUGGCCGAGCUGGGCAAGGUCCACCCCGAGAAGCGCUACCAGGACCUCAUCAACGACAUCGCCAAGGACAUCAGGAACCAGCGGCGGUAUAGGCAGCGGAGGAAGGCGGAGCUUGUGAAACUGCAGCAAACUAAUAGCGGCCUCAACUCAAAGACAAGUUUCUACAACGUGCAGAUUGACUACUACAACCAGUAUAUCAAAACCUGCAUGGACAACCUUGCCAGCAAGGGCAAGGUGUCCAAGAAGCCUGGAGAUGCAAAGGCCAAGAAGAGCAAGCAGGUGUCCCAGAAGUACACCGCCGCUCGGCUUCAUGAGAAGGGAGUGCUGAUCGAGAUCGAGGACCUGCAGACAAACCAGUUUAAGAACGUCAUCUUUGAGAUCGCCCCAUCAGAGGUGGUGGGUGUGUUCGAUGUGAAGGCCAAGUUCAUGGGAGUACAUUUGGAGACGCUAAUGUUGGAGUAUCAGGACCUCCUGCAGCUACAGUACGAGGGUGUGGCGGUGAUGAAGCUCUUCGACAGAGCCACCGUCAACGUCAACCUGCUCAUCUUCCUGCUCAACAAGAAGUUCUACGGCAAAUAGACAAACAGAGACAGAGCUUCUAGAAGAACCCCUAUGUACACCCAUACAUGCCCCAGCACUGCCCUCCCCUGCUACCAUAACACACAUCUCUUUAUUGUCAUACACUUACUAUGCUUGUGUAGCAUCUGUGUAGUGUUCUUUCGUGCCUUAUUUGCCAAAACAUAUGCAAUGGAGCAACUCUCACAAGACCCGAGUGUCCUCUCACAAGUGCAUUUGUGUUUCGGAAUUCCCAGGUCACAAAUCAGGAUUUUAGCUGCAACUCAGUUGCGGGAUGUAUGUUCCUUUAAAGCCCAUACUGUGUUAUUCCUCUGCCCUUUGACCUUUCACCUCCGGGAGCUAUGAAAGCACAUUGUCUGGAGGCCUCGUUGGGUAGGGAGAA